AGUCAGCCAGCUAUGCUUAUCAACAAAAUGUGAUUAUCGUCAGUCAACUUUAUACAAAUUACUAAGUAACAAAAUCGAUGAUGUAAUCUUACACGAUAUAGUAAGCUAGUAGUUGUUUGUAUCCAACAUUGUGUUUUGGAAAGUAUAAUGCCAGCUAGCUACAGUAGUUGGCUGGCUAUCUUCUAGCGUUACAGUAGCUAGAUAGCUUAGGUCAUCACAACGAGUUAACUAGGUAGCUUACUAACGUUACGUUGCACUGCAAAUACAGACGCACGUUACGGUUAUGUCAGCUCUCAGUUCGUAGAUGAAACGUUUAUGCAUGCAUGCAUGUAGGUAUUAAAGUAGCGAGCCAUAUGGCAACCAUGUUCAAUCAUUUUCGGAGGCUAAGCAUACACUACAUGGCCAAAAGUAUGUGGACACCUGCUCGUCGAACGUCUCAAUACACAAUCAUGAACGUUGAUAUGGAGUUGGUCCCCCUUUGCUACUAUAUCAGCCUCCACUCUUCUGGGAAGGCUUUCCACUAGAUGUUGGAACAUUGCUGCUGGGACUUGCUUUCAUUCAGCCACGAGUAUUAGUGAGGUCGGGCACUGAUAUGUUGAGCAAUUAGGCCUGGCUCGCAGUCGUCGUUCCAUUUCAUGGGGUUGAUGUCAACCCAGAUUCAUCUGUCGGACUGCCAGAUGGUGAAGCAUGAUUAAUCACUCCAGAGAACGCGUUUCCACUGCUCCAGAGCCCAAUGGCAGCAAGCUUUACACCACUCCAGCUGAUGUUUGUGUGCGGCUGCUCAACCAUGGAAAUUUCAUGAGGCUCCAGUCCAGACGAACAGUUCUUCUGCUGGAACUCAGUAGGUGUUGGUGAUGUCAGUGGACCAUACGAUCACUUGAGGAUAAAGUUAGCGUUUCCCUUUUCUCAUCCUGUCCUGGCGUCCACGGCUGCUCCGGCCCUGGCAGCCAUGGCCGACUCUACAGUGGUCAGCGACCAGCAGCCGCCCGUGUCCGGUCAGACUACUCCUUCCAGAGGACCGUACAUCGCGGUGAUCACAAACAGAAACACCAAUCUGGGGAUCCGUGGGUUCAUGCUGUUCUCUAUAGGAGUGUUCUUGGCUUUGGUGCUCAAUCUGCUGCAGGUACAGAGGAACGUCACUCUGUUCCCCCCUGAUGUCAUCAGUAGCAUAUUCUCAUCAGCCUGGUGGGUGCCGCCCUGCUGUGGAACCGCCUCGGCAAUGAUCGGUCUGUUGUAUCCAUGCAUUGACAGUAGGCUCGGCGAGCCCCACAAGUUCAAGCGGGAGUGGUCCAGUGUGAUGCGUUGUGUGGCCGUGUUCGUUGGCAUCAACCAUGCCAGCGCUAAAGUGGACUUUGCGAACAACGUGCAGCUGUCCCUGACGCUGGCGGCCCUGUCCAUCGGCCUCUGGUGGACAUUUGACCGGUCUCGCUCCGGCUUUGGCCUGGGGGUGGUCAUCGCCCUGCUGGCCACUCUGUCCACUCAGCUCCUGGUCUACAACGGAGUCUUUCAGUAUACCUCUCCAGAUUUCCUGUACAUUCGCUCCUGGUUGCCUUGCAUCUUCUUCGCUGGUGUGAUAACCAUGGGGAACAUAGGACGGCAGCUAGCCCUGUAUGAAUGCAAACGUAUGUCAGGAAAGACUCAUCAAGACUAAAAGAACUUCUGGCUAUAUCAAACUGUUGCACAAAAUAUUUUUAAAAAUUGCAACAAAAAGCCGAAAGGAGGAUGUAAAAGGACAUCUGUAUGCAGCGUUGAUGGGGAUUGGUCAAUCAUGGUGGAGGCGGAGCAGUCAUGCACAAUUAUGUGCUUCUGUUUUGCUGAGUGCUGUAGGACAAGACUGUUUCGAUUGGUUGAUUCCUUUGUGCCUCUUUAGGGCCGAGGUGGACGGACAACAGAUAGCUUUAUUAUAAGCAUUCAAUGGCUGGCCUAAUAAGAGGAAUAACAAGAAUUGCCGAUGUUGUGUGUGUGUGGUAGGUAGGCUCAAUCUGCAACGCAAUCUGUGAUUGCAACUCAACAGGCACCAAUAUUAGUGUCACUCUGCUGCUGUUCAGGGCACCUCAGCACCAGUGGUGUGAAACCUUUGGCUCCAUCGUGCCAAACAGACUUACACACAGGAUUAUCUGAAUUAUUUUCUUUAUUCAUCCAUUCCUUAUAUCAUUGAUACAUUAGUAGAAUCUAUAUACAUUUAUUUCAUGCUUUUAAAAUGUACAAUUAUAUACAUACAUAUAGUUUUUUUUUUUUUUUGUUACAUGUGGAUAAUGUCUUUGCUGGCAGUUGAGAAGGGGUGAAGUGUUUAUUGCUGCACUUAUUUGUGACAUCCUAGCGGGAUAUCAAGGCAACUGGCAUACAGGGUCCAGUUGGUAUUUCAAACAACCUUACCUACACCUGCUUUUCUACACCUGCCCAUUUUGGGUCCAUUCAAUGUUCAAUUGAAAUUAAAAUGACUGUUUUGUAAAAAAUAAUAAUAAUAAAAUGCUCAUAGAAAUUUAUGGGCAAAAUUUCACUUCCUGAAUUGAAAACCGAAUUGACCUAAACCCCGAUCAGUUCAAGUCAGAGACCAGGCUAACUAUUUCAUUGUCCAUCCAGCAGGUGCACACAAGAAUCCACAUCAGCAGUGGUUCUUGGGUCAGAGGUACUGCUGAUAAGCUAUUAGUGCUUAUUGAGUUCGGUUUGAUUAUAAAAAUAUAAACCAUCCAAGUUUUCGGUUUUGAUUAUUUUUCAACGUUAAAUGCGUUGUGGGCUGAAUGCUGUAAAACAGAAUAAAACAGUAAAGGUCCCUUGGUGACUGUCCAUUACUGCAUAUCACGUAUUAACAUCUCUUCACAUUACUUUACAAAAAUAUUUCACUUGUGUAUAUUACAUUUGUUUUAUUUGAUGACUUUUAUUUAAUUCCAAGCAUCAUCUCAUCUGUAUAGAGCUGAUGUCUGACAAAAUCACUAUUUUAGUAGUUCAUUAAAGUAAAUAAGGCAUACUUUUAUGACUGUUGAAUACCAACUAUCAGUCACUUAGAUCAUGUAUUUUAAGGUAAAGAUACCUCCCGAAUCAACUGCUAUCUAUCCCUCUCAAUCGCCAUUCUCCCUCCGUGUCUGCCCCACACUAGCAUAGCGGGGGUAAAAUAAACACACAAACCUGACAAGUAGGUGUGGAAUGGGUCAUUGUUGUUAAUUACCAAGUUUCUGCAUUAAUCUAUGUAGAAUAUUUGCCUGUUGGAAACUAUAACUCCUUACUACAUCGCACAGUUUGGGCUUGAUCUGAUGUAUCUCUAGAAAAACUGCACGUUGAGCACACAGACAAUAAUUGAACUGACUUCUGCAUUAAAAAAAAUGGAACAUUUGAUUCGCUAAACGGAUAUAAUAAAGUGUUACAUUCCUGUA
Oncorhynchus mykiss (rainbow trout) is the source of this 3371-nucleotide messenger RNA. The record is from RefSeq and is a predicted model, not a curated record. Lineage: Eukaryota; Metazoa; Chordata; Actinopteri; Salmoniformes; Salmonidae.